AUGAACGCCACUACUAACCAUUCAUUAGCAGUCUCAAACGCUAUCAGCUGUGACUGGACAUUUGAUGAUCAGUUUGUGGAUAAACUUUUUUCAGUUCUUUCCAUCAUCCUGAACUUGUUGACUUGCCCUCUGACUAUCCUUCUGAACACGCUGGUCAUAAUCGCUGUCAAGACAAGACCAAGGCUUCAGAAUAUGCAUAAUUUAAUACUGGCCUCUAUGGCAGGUACAGAUUUGGCGGUUGGAAUGGUUGCCCAGCCAGUGUUCAUCGCAAGAGAAAUUUCCCGCCAAACGGGUGGAUCGAUUUCGAUGUAUUGCAAGCUGAGUACAAUAACGCUGAUAACAACAACUCUCUUUUGCAUAACUUCUCUUUUUCAUUUGACACUAAUUUCCGUAGAACGCUUAAUAGCAAUGAAAUAUACCUUGAGAUAUAACGACAUCGCCACAAAAGGACGUUUAACUGCGGCUAUCGCAUUGUGCUGGCUUUUGGCUACAAUUAAUGUAACUAUCAGGCUUACUGCAGCGCGCCUUACAGUAUUUUUCGUGAUAAUUAUUACUCCAGUGAUUUUUUACUGUCAUGUUUCAGUUUAUUUUGUUUGCCGUCGCCAUUUGCAUCAGAUGAAAUCUGAGCAAAACUCUAGUGAAGCCACAACAAAGUUUUUAGAGGAUCGAAAAGCUUGGAAAACGACCGCUAUUAUUUUAGGUGGUCUUCUUUUAUCUUUUUUGCCACAAGCUUUGCGCGCUACAGCCCAGCGGCAAUUUUCAAUUCCACUACUGAAUAGUGUAGAGCCACUGGCAUUUUCCUGUGUCAUGUUAAAUUCAAUUCUGAAUCCAGUUAUUUAUUGCUGGAGGAGUCGAGUUAUUCGUCAUGCAUUAUUGCAACUUUUAGGAAAGAAAAUAAACAAUGUAUGA
This is a messenger RNA of Porites evermanni, 909 nucleotides long. NCBI's taxonomy places the organism in Eukaryota, Metazoa, Cnidaria, Anthozoa, Scleractinia, Poritidae. The record is from the annotation of a GenBank genome assembly.